Molecule: messenger RNA, 1908 nt
Organism: Fusarium coffeatum
Lineage: Eukaryota; Fungi; Ascomycota; Sordariomycetes; Hypocreales; Nectriaceae
Exons: 5
Coding region: 1-1908 (635 amino acids)
Biological process (GO): sphingomyelin catabolic process
Molecular function (GO): sphingomyelin phosphodiesterase activity
Source: RefSeq, a predicted model, not a curated record
AUGCGCUUACCAAUAGCUCUUUUGCCCUGUCUUGGCGUGAUAGCAGGCGUCGUCGGAAGUGACGGACCAGCUAUCGUUCCUCAUAGCAUCGACGACAUCCAAAAGACUCUGUAUAGAAAUGAUUGGGCGGAUCGUAUAUGGAAGCAAAUCCAGGGUGUUUCGUCUUGCUCAGGAUGCCAGGGUUUGUUGUUGACAUUCAAAAGCCUCGCGAAUCUGGGUGAUAGAACGUUUAUAAAUACGCUUCAGGACGUGUGUAAGAAAUCAAAGGUUGAAGAUGCAGAUGUUUGCGAUGGAACUAUCGAGCUUCAAGGGCCCAUCAUCGCCGAGGCGCUGAGAAAUGUAGCUAUCGGUUCAAAAACAGCACAGCACUUCUGUGUCACGUUUCUGGGUCUUUGCAAUUACCCAACUGUGGAGGAGUGGGAUGUUCCUUUACCGCCUGAUCGGUCUCACCUAAAGCGUCCGAUUCCAAGCGGACAAGAUCCUAUCAAGGUCGUUCACUACUCUGAUAUCCAUGUUGAUCAGCUUUACACUGAGGGUGCAAAUGCGAAAUGCAACAAGCCAAUAUGCUGCAGACCCUUCACAGAGGGUGAUGAACCUGGAAGAACAGAGUCUCCAGCAGGUCCCUUUGGCGAACACACCUGUGAUUCUCCCCCUUCUCUUGAGGACAGCAUGUAUAAAGCAAUCAGGGAGAUAGUCCCGGAUGCAGCUUUUACCAUCUUCACUGGAGACGUUGUUGACCAUUCAAUCUGGAACACCACAUGGGAUUAUAAUGAGCAUCAAAUUAUUGAAUCCUACGAACACAUGGAUAAACACCUUGGUAUAGUCUAUGGCACAGCGGGAAACCACGAGUCUCAUCCUACAAAUGCCUAUCAGCCCAGCUCUAUUGGUGAUGCGUCCUCAUGGAUUUACGAUCUUCUUGCCGGGACAUGGUCUCGCUGGAUCGGACGCGAAGCAGCUUCCAAAGCAGCACAGAUAGGCGCCUAUUCCACCAAGUAUCCCCACGGAAACUUGCGUGUCAUUUCUCUCAACACAAACCUGUUUUACCGUGGAAACUUUUGGCUGUUCCAGAGAAAGAUGAUCCGCGAUCCUAGUGGUCAAAUCGACUGGCUUGUCGAAGAGCUUGAUGCUGCUGAGAAAGCUGGAGAGCGAGUUUAUAUCAUCGGUCAUAUGCCCCUCGGUGAUCGGAAUGCCUUCCACGACCAGUCAAAUUAUCUGAACCAGGUAAUCAACCGAUAUUCGUCGACUAUUGCAGCCAUGUUCUUUGGGCAUACUCACAGAGAUCACUUCCAAAUAACCUACAGCGAUGGCCCAAAUAAAACAUUCAACAAUGCUCUGCUCACAUCAUAUGUCGGGCCUUCCCUCACUCCAACAUCAGGCAUGCCAUCAUUCCGUGUCUACGACGUCGACCCCGUCACAUUUGCAGUUCUAGACGCCACUACCUAUAGUGCUGACAUGAACUCUCCGACGUAUCAAACUCAAGGUCCUGUGUGGAAGAAGUACUACUCCGCAAAGGAAACAUACGGCACACUUACAAGUCCGGUGCUUACAGACCCCAAAGCGGAGCUUACUGCAGCGUUCUGGCACAAUGUCACAGAAGUGUUUGAGAAGAACCAAACAGCUUUUGAUAGCUUUAUGCUGCGUCUUAGCAGGGGCUAUAAACAGCCGGUAUGCGAGGACGAGUGCCGAAAAUCACAGAUCUGUCUGCUGCGAGCCGCGCGAAGUCAGGAUGGUUGCGAUGUUCCCACUUUGGGUUCUUCAUAUCAUACAAGAAUGGAGGAUAGUGCUGAGAGGGACGAGUGUGGAAUUUCUGUUAUACAGGCUACAUUCUCAGCGCUGGUAGCCAAGGAGGGAGUUCUGAGGGUUUUGCAGGAUAUAUUGGCGGAGUUAGAUGUCAAGCUGCAUGGAUGA